Molecule: messenger RNA, 4451 nt
Organism: Numida meleagris (helmeted guineafowl)
Lineage: Eukaryota; Metazoa; Chordata; Aves; Galliformes; Numididae
Product: UDP-glucuronosyltransferase 1-1-like
Exons: 7
Coding region: 2349-3947 (532 amino acids)
Molecular function (GO): UDP-glycosyltransferase activity
Source: RefSeq, a predicted model, not a curated record
AAUACAAAAUAAUCUAUUUACUAUGAAAAAUGCAAUUGAAUCCACUUUCCUCAAAUCCUCAAAGUGGAACCUUUCAGUCCCAACUGUCAAAUUUGCUUAUACCUUUUUAAAAACCUUAUUCUGUUCAUUCUAAAAAUGAACAUCAGAUCCACACAUAAACAUACAUUAGCGUAACAAAAAAGGGUGAAUUAAAAGCAUUUAUCUCAACAAGCUUUUAACUAGAAUCAACUUUACCACAUUUCAAUCUUGCAUCAGCACAAAUAUGAAUACCAAAAUAAGCAGGUUCUUCUAAACACCUAGUAUUUACUAGUUUCCAAGGUACUUAUUGCAGGAAAUUUACGUAAGUUCCCCAAAAUUUGUGAAUACGCCUGCACUGUGUCUCUCAAUAAAUCCACAUACACAUGAAAUCUGUCUCUAGCUAGUUCAGAUGGGAGGAGUGCAGUAAGUAGGCAAAAAUACAGUAAUGUUUUAGCAAAAUAUUUUCUUCACCUCCAGAUGUUGAGAGAGCCAGAAACUCCAUGGCAAAGAAACUUAAAUUUUUGUGAGUUUUUUUUCAGUCUUUUUGGUAGCUCUGUGAUCUUCUCAUGUGUAACAAGAUCGCUCACCUCAAUCCCUUUUGUUUUGUACUUGCCACUCCCUUGUUUCACCUGGCGUGCUGCAAUAUUUGUUUUAGAAAUGAAUUAUCCAUGAAUUAUACUGAAGCGUUGAAUAAUCAUUCCAUAUCUACCUUAACUCCACUUGCAAUUUUAUGGUUUUUUAUCAUUCCUCCAAAAGCCUCUACAGUUCUGUAUCCAUUUUUACAACUGAGCCUGUCCUCCAUCUUCCGUUAUUCUUAUAAAGUUCUAGAGGUGUGCAACCCACUAUAGCUAAAUAAGUGUUGUUUUGUUCUUCUUCAACCACUGAACAUUAAACUUUUUAAGAAGUGUUUUGAUUUGUUGUUUUUUUUUUUUAAUCAUCCCAGAGUCUCACUCCUGCAUAUUCACUUCAAACCCUGCCACUGUGCACACACGUUGUAAGUUGUGAUUGUCUCUAUGCCAGGAUGCACUUCUUUUGACUCACCUACUAUUAGUGUUAUCAGCUAUUGCAUCAGCUUCUUAGUAGCUUGAGGACUUUAAAACUUCACUAAUGGCACUGGUCUUUACUGCUACAUAUUAGCAGAUUUCACAAGAAAAAUUAAUCACUUCAGAAUUCACUAUUUUUUUUUUUUACCAAGAGAUUACAUGCUGACCCAUAAAAAAAAUGGCCCUAGAAAAGAGACACAGAAACCAUCCCUUACUCCCCUCUGUGAGGGUUCAUCUUCAGUUUCCUAUCUUUUAAUUGAUUAUUCAAUCAAGAAAAAACUUUCUUGUUCUCUUGUGUCAGCUUACUUUCUUAAACAGCCUUCAAUGGCAAACCUUUCUGAAUAUCUUUGUAAAAACCCAAAUGUAGUCUAGAGCUCCCCACUCAACCAGCUGCUAGUUCUUGAGGUAUCUGACAAAACUCUUUUUAUAAAAUACCAUUACAUUAAGUAAUUUUAGUCCUUUUGCCUAUUUUUUUAUGCAAAAGGUUAUGCUCUGAGAAGCUGACUACGAAGCAGCAUGGAAAUGUUCCCUCUACUUGUUUUAUAACACUUCGUUAGCACUUCAUACAACGCAUAUCUACUUAAAAAUUCCUUCAAAAAUAAAAUCAUGCAGUUGGAGUUGGAAUAAUGUAUACGUAUAGGAGAUAAACUUUCUUUGCAACAUGUUUUUCUCCUCUGAAUGUAGCUCUAACACCUUGAUCUCACCUCCCAUGCUUCAAGACAUGACUGAUAAAGUUGAGCAUCCUUCUCAGCCUUCAUCUAUUUUACAGUAGGUGUGUCGUAGUUACCAUUUAACCACACAAAGAUUAUGACUCAUACUGUCCUCAUGCGAACACAUACUCUGAUCCUAACAGGUUUGCUCACCAUAAAAGCACACACACUUGUGAAGCAAUAACCACCUCACUACUGGCUUGAGCACCCAUCACCACUCCAGCGGAGCAGCAAACUUGCCUUCCUUUACCCUGACCAUAAGACAUCAAUGAUCAAGACAAAUGUUUUAGGAAGACUGGGAUGUUGACGAGCUAGUACUUCAAUGAGCACUGAAGAACUCCAAUGGCUCAACACAGUAAAGGGUCACAAAAUUUGACUUCACAAGUAACUAAAAAAAAAGGCAACAAUAAUGCACAGAUCUGAGCAGUAAAACAUUAACUAGAAUAUAACUACAAAACAGCACAGCUCAGCAAUCACUGAGCUCCAAUCCAUUCGCAUCCUAUAAAAGCAUAUUCAAGCUACAGCCUGGCAGAGGAGAGGGAGACGCUUUCACAGUCAGUACUCUGUCCAUGGGAAAAUGACUUUGCGGCUUUGCUAUGCACUUGCUGCCGGGAUUUUUAUCCUCCUUGUUCUUGGCCGCUCUGAAGGAGGGAAACUCCUGGUGGUGCCCAUGGUUGGAAGCCACUGGCUAAGCAUGAAGGAAGUAGCUCACAAGCUGGCCGAGAGGGGACAUGAAGUGGUGAUGCUCAAACCAGAAGUAAGCUGGCAGAUGGGAGAGACACAAAAACAUGCAUACACUGUGAAAACGUACCCAGUGUCUACGAAGUUAGAAGAACUGGAUAAUGCCUUUCAGCUGUAUCUUGCUACUCACCUGAAGGGACUACCAUUCCCACUGAAUGUUCUUGCACUCUACAAUGUCUACACAUAUCUUUUCGAAUCCUUCUAUCUUCAGUGCAGGGAAUUGUUCAGCAGCACGGAAACACUGCAGUAUUUGAAUCAAAGCAGCUUCGAUGCAAUCCUCACAGACCCUGUUUUUAUGUGUGGAGCAACGCUUGCUAAUUACCUUUCACUUCCAUUUGUGUUCUUCAUGAGAGGAUUACCUUGCAAUCUACACUUUGAAGCAGCACAGUGCCCAAGCCCUCUGUCAUAUGUCCCGAGAACAUUUUCAUUCAACUCAGACCAGAUGACAUUUUUCCAGAGAGUGGAAAAUGCACUGAUUUCACUCCUGGAGCGUUUUUACUGUAAUGGUUACUAUCGAGCUGCAAUACAGCUUUCCUCUGAAGUUCUUCAGAGGGAUGUAUCCCUUAUAGACCUCCUGAACUCUGCUUCUAUUUCACUAAUGAGGUUUGACUUUGUGUUUGAGUAUCCCAGACCGGUGAUGCCCAAUAUGGUCUUCAUUGGAGGUAUAAACUGUGCUCAGAAGGAACCACUGCCUACGGAAUUUGAGGCCAUUGUAAAUGCUUCUGGAGAACAUGGCAUUGUUGUCUUCUCACUGGGCUCCAUGGUCUCUGAGAUUCCCAUGAAGAAAGCCAUGGAAAUUGCAGAUGCCUUGGGAUCGGUCCCUCAAACGGUUUUGUGGCGAUACACAGGAGAGGCACCCCCCAACCUACCAAAGAAUGUGAAGCUUGUGAAGUGGUUGCCACAGAAUGACCUCCUAGCUCACCCUAAGACUCGUGCCUUUAUUACCCAUGGAGGCUCACAUGGUGUUUAUGAGGGCAUAUGCAAUGCAGUGCCAAUGGUGUUAAUGCCUUUAUUUGGAGACCAGAUGGACAAUGCAAAACGAGUAGAGUCACGGGGAGCAGGAUUGACACUGAAUAUACUAGAAAUGACUUCAAAAGACAUAUCUGAUGCCUUGAAAGCAGUUAUUAAUGAUAAAAAGUACAAAGAGAACAUCCAGCGUCUCUCAGAUCUUCACCUUGACAGGCCCAUCCACCCUCUGGACCUGGCUGUGCACUGGGUGGAGUUUGUCAUGAGACACAAAGGUGCCCCACACCUGCGCCCUGCUGCCCAUGACCUGAACUGGAUCCAGUAUCACUCCCUGGAUGUCAUCGCCUUCCUCCUGGCUGUGGUGCUCCUCUCCCUCUUCAUUUCUCUGAAGUGCUGCAUGUUCUGCUGCCGCAGGUGCUGCUUUAAGAAGGGAAGAAAAAGCAAGUCAGGGAAAUCAAAGACCCACUAGCAGAUGAAACCACUGUUGGGAGGCAAGACCUCUGCUCCAGACCACUAGAAUCAGAGAACAUCUCAAAUUUCACUAAAAUAAUUGCUAGAUUUCAAUCAAGAAAUAGUAUAGUUCCUUUAGACUAACACCAAAGAAAGUGUUGUUUCAUUGAUAUUUUUGUCUUUAAUUAAGAAUUAGUUAUUAAAAUAAUUUGUAUAGUAGUGCUUCAGUCACUUGGGAAGAUAUCAGUGUGAAGUCCAAGGUGCGUGGCUUCCACUUCUUGAUGUACAGAGGACUCGUGGUUGCAUUUUUUUUAACCUCUAUGUGCAAUGGAAAAAUAUGGGAUUUCAUACGACUUUGCUCCGAGGGCUCUGUGAGGACCAUUUGCUCUGUCAUGUAAGAUUCUGGGCUGCAUUAAAAGAGGAGUGGUCAGCAGGGAGAGGGAGGUGGUGGUCCCCCUCUACUUGGCUCUUGUGAGGCCCCAUCUGGAGUACUGUGUCCUGGCCUGGGGCCCCCAGCACAAGA